UAGUACCACACAUAAAAUCCGCAUCCGCCGCCGACUGUACCGCUUUAUUACCGCUCGCUCGUGGUAAAUUAAUUUUCAAUAAAGAAGUUGAGCCAAACAAGGAUAUAAGCCUUACCCACACACACGUCACAUCUCUACAUCCUACAAUGUCGAGCGUGCCAAAGCGACAAAAGCUGGAUGGAGCCGAGGCGAAUACAUCUGCCGGUCCCAAUGAAGAGGAGUCGGAGGCACUGGAACAAAUCGAUGCCUGCCAAAAUGAAAUUGAUGCUCUCAACGAGAAGGCCAGCGAGGAGAUCCUUAAGGUCGAGCAAAAAUACAACAAAUUGCGAAAGCCAUGCUACGAGAAGCGCAGCGAGCUGGUUAAGAGAAUUCCCAAUUUCUGGGUUACAUCGUUUAUAAACCACCCGCAAGUAUCUGGAAUUCUGGACGAAGAGGAGGAGGAAUGCUUGCACGCUUUAAACAAACUGGAGGUGGAGGAAUUCGAAGAUAUCAAAUCUGGCUAUCGUAUCAAUUUCCACUUCGAUGAGAAUCCAUACUUUGAGAAUAAGGUGCUCACCAAAGAGUUCCAUCUGAAUUCAGCGGCCGCCUCUGAAAAUGGUGAUUGGCCGGCGUCGACUAGUACACCCAUACAGUGGAAAGAGGGUAAAAAUCUACUUAAACAGUUACUGACGAAACCCUAUGCCAACAAGAAGAAGCGUAACUCGGAAUACAAGACCUUCUUCGAUUGGUUCUCGGACAACACCGAUCCGGUUAAUGAUGAAAUUGCUGAGCUGAUCAAAGACGAUCUUUGGCCAAAUCCACUGCAGUAUUAUCUGGUACCUGAUAUUGACGUGGAGCCCGAGGAGGAGGAGGAGAAUGAUGAUGAGAACGAUGAGGAAGCCUUCGAUGAUGAAGAUGGCGAGGACGGGGAAGGUGAUGAGGAUGAUGAGGACGAAGGUGGCGAUUGAAGCGAGCUACAAUCCUGUCGAAUAUAGUUCGCUAAUCUUUUUUACAGAUGACAAGAAAAAUCUUAUAUAUGCGCAUUUAUUGAAUUUUUUUUACCAAAAAAGAGAAUUCAAAAUGUGUGUGUUAGCAAGCAAAACCCCAAUUAUACAUAACACAUUUUCUUUUCUGUGGCAAAACAUAAAAAUCUUCUCUAGACAGUUUUAAGUUUCGCUUUAAGUAUACACUCAUUUAUAUAUUCAAAAUACAUGUACGGAAAAAGUGACUACACCCAUCUAUAGAAAAGAUAAAA
Drosophila willistoni is the source of this 1234-nucleotide messenger RNA. It is a transcript of the gene Set, whose product is annotated as protein SET. Gene Ontology annotation, biological process: nucleosome assembly. NCBI's taxonomy places the organism in Eukaryota, Metazoa, Arthropoda, Insecta, Diptera, Drosophilidae. The transcript is spliced from 3 exons. Gene Ontology annotation, molecular function: chromatin binding; histone binding. The record is from RefSeq and is a predicted model, not a curated record. Gene Ontology annotation, cellular component: chromatin; nucleus. Bases 147 to 947 code for a protein of 266 amino acids.